This is a messenger RNA of Torulaspora delbrueckii, 1707 nucleotides long. It is a transcript of the gene ABP140, whose product is annotated as tRNA(Thr) (cytosine(32)-N(3))-methyltransferase. The record is from RefSeq and is a predicted model, not a curated record. NCBI's taxonomy places the organism in Eukaryota, Fungi, Ascomycota, Saccharomycetes, Saccharomycetales, Saccharomycetaceae. Gene Ontology annotation, molecular function: tRNA (cytidine-N3)-methyltransferase activity.
AUGGGAGUAGCGGAUUUGAUCAAGAAGUUUGAAAAGAUAUCCACUGAGGAUGAGAAAGCUGUUGUACCUGUAAGUGCCGGCAAACCAAAUUCGGUCAAGGAUGAGAAGAAUGAAGCUGGAUCUUUUGAAGAAGCAUAUAAACCACAGGAGUCCAGUGGUCCUGCUGCUCAAGACGUACAGGAGACUACUGAGGAACCAAUUGCAGAAGUUUCAGUGCCAGCUGAACAUGACAAGUCUGAGAUCAAGGUUGAAAAAUCUGAUGAAAAGUCUGACACCAAGGUUGAAGAAACCUCAUCCGAGGUGAAGGAGGCGAAAGAGCUGAGUGCUCGGAAUGAAGAAGAAACUUCAAACGAGGAAGCGGAGGCUGAGGCCAACGAGGAAGCUGAGGCUGAGGCCAACGAGGAAGCUGAGGCUGAGGCCAACGAGGAAGCUGAGGCUGAGGCCAACGAGGAAGCUGAAGCUGAGGCCAACGAGGAUUCUGAAUCAGAGACCAAAGAAGCCCAGGAAACACCUGAAGCUUCCACCGAGAAUGUUCAAGGCUCAUCUGAGUCCUCUAAGAAAAAGAAGAAGAAGAACAAGAAGAAGAAGAAGAAGAACAAUACUGCUACAGCUACAGAAGCAACUACCGAAACAGCCACAGGGGAAGUUGAGAAUCUUGAAGUCGUGGAUGACAAUUCGCUUGGCAAGACUAAUUCACAUGAUAAAGAGGAGUUGGCAGCAAUGACUCAGGACGUACAAGAAGAAAUAUCCGAAACGAUAGCCCAUGAAAACAUUCAAGCUGAUCAGGACAGAGACGCGCAAGUCUCUACCACGCGGUUGGGACGUGACGACCCAUUUGAAUUUGGGAAAAGGACUCUCACAGAGAGUGUUGACGUUUGGGAUCACAAUGCUUGGGAUAAUGUUGAGUGGGGUGAGGAGCAGAUUAAGUUGGCAGAAGAAAAAAUCAAAGGUCAAUAUGAAAACCCUGUAUCAGAAUUUGACAAGAAACUAUACAAUGGAAACCCUGCUCGUUACUGGGAUAUUUUCUACAAGAACAAUAAGGAAAACUUUUUUAAAGAUAGAAAGUGGUUGCAAAUUGAAUUUCCAUGCUUGUACGCUGCUACCAAAAAAGAUGCUGGACCUGUGACAAUAUUUGAAAUUGGUUGUGGUGCUGGUAACACUUUCUUUCCGAUUCUCAAUGAGAACGAGAAUGAAAAUCUUCGUAUAAUCGCCGCAGAUUUCGCUCCCAAAGCAGUAGAACUGGUCAAAACUUCUGAGAACUUCAAUCCCAAAUACGGCCAUGCGGCAGUUUGGGACCUUGCUAACGUUGAGGGAGAGUUACCAGAUGGUGUGGAACCUCAUUCUGUUGAUAUUGCCGUAAUGAUCUUUGUGUUUAGUGCUCUGGCACCUGAUCAAUGGGAUCAAGCACUAAGCAACUUGCGUAAGGUAAUGAGACCGGGAGGCAAAAUACUGUUCCGUGACUAUGGGCGGUACGAUUUGGCUCAAGUCAGAUUCAAAAAGAACAGGCUUUUGGACGAUAACUUUUACAUUAGAGGAGAUGGUACUAGAGUAUAUUUCUUCACCGAGGAGGAAUUGAGAGAGAUAUUCACUGGUGGCUCUUUCAUUGAGAGCAAGAUUGGUACGGAUCGACGGCUACUAGUGAAUAGGAAGCGGCAAUUGAAGAUGUAUCGUUGCUGGCUUCAAGCCGUUUUCGAAGUUCCAAAAUAG